CACGGAUGUUACUAGACGGGAUGUUCGUUUCUGGAAAAAAAAAAUCAGCUGGCCUGAUUUUACCUGCCGAGUGAUAAAAUUCUUUCUGUGUGUAGCGUUCUCUUUAUUUUACUUUUUCAGUGUUGAUCAUAUAUGUGAAGAGGUGCAAGCAUGUAUCGUACCUUUUUAAAAGCUGCUGACAAGGCCCUUCCUCGUACUUUACAAAAGACUUGGUAUCUACGUCAACGGAUCAGACGACAGUUUGAAGCUUAUAAAAAAGAAACUGAUCCUAUUAAACGACUUGAGUGGGAGUCGCGAGCCAAAAAUACUCUCUUACUUGUUCAACUAGCUUCACAAAGAAGAGGAUUAGAGAAUGAUAUUAUUAAAAAUCUUGCUGAAUUGGAGUAUCACAGAACAAAAUUUAAUGAAAGAUCACCUUUGGCUUAUCACAAGAUUCGACCAGAAGUGCAGCAACUUCAUCAAAACGCUGAUAAAGAUUUAGAGAUUGUAAUAGACAAGUUAAAUAAAGAACUGAACCUUUGUCUGUAACCUAUGUCACUGUCAUCACGAAAGAAGAUCGAUUAUCAUAUGAGUCAAGUUCAAUAGAAACGCAUCCAUAAAAAUAGUAAAAUAACAAUGUUUUUAUUAAUUAAUUAGUCAAAUGAAGACAUAAUAGUG
Halteromyces radiatus is the source of this 657-nucleotide messenger RNA. RefSeq lists its product as uncharacterized. The coding region runs from base 151 to 528 and encodes 125 amino acids. The transcript is spliced from 3 exons. The record is from RefSeq and is a predicted model, not a curated record. NCBI's taxonomy places the organism in Eukaryota, Fungi, Mucoromycota, Mucoromycetes, Mucorales, Cunninghamellaceae.